UUAACAAAAAUGAGUGUAAAUAAAAAAAUGCAUCCAAGAAAUAUAUUCAAAACACCUCCAUCAUUUAGUGAAUUAGGACAUAAAUAUUUAGAAUUUAAUAAAUAUUUAAAAAUUGGACUAGAUGGGAAAUUAUCAUUAAAUUUUAAUGAUGUUGAAGCAUUACGCGCUCUAUCGAAGGUAUUAUUGUUGCACUAUUUUGGUAUUAAUAUUGAAAUUCCAAAGAAUACUUUAGUGCCCACAAUUCCAUUACGUUUAAAUUAUAUAUUAUGGUUACAAGAUUUGGCGAAUUUUCUUCAAAUACCAGCAGAUGAAAAUGUGACGCUAAUUGACGUAGGAGCAGGUGCAACUUGCGUUUAUGGUUUAUUGGCAGCGAAAUUAAGAAAAUGGAAAGUACUGGCACUUGAAUCGAAUACUGAAAGUUACUUGGUGGCUAAACGGAAUGUAGAAACAAAUUCACUGGCAAAUUAUAUUGAAGUGAAAAACAAUGGUAACGAUGAGAAGAAUAUAUUAAUUGGAUCAUUACAUUCAAUGGAAAAUUAUACAUUUACAAUGUGUAAUCCACCAUUUUUUAAAGAAAAUGACGAAUCUAAUGAAAAAACACCGAAAAUAAAAGCACAGCCUCCAAAAAAUGCAUUUACAGGCACGUUAAAUGAAUUAACGUAUCCUGGUGGAGAAGUAGCUUUCGUAGAGAAAUUAAUUGCUGAAAGUCAAAUUUUGAAAGAACAAGUUAUGAUAUAUACCACCAUGAUCGGACAUAAAAAGAACUUAAAAAUUCUACGAGAAAAAUUGAAAUCAUUAAAUAUACCAAGUUAUAUCCAGACAGAAUUUUGCCAAGGAAAUACAACUCGUUGGGCUCUAGCUUGGACAUUUAAAAAUAUAAAUUUACAGGAAUUUCAUCAAACCACAGAAACAGAAAUUAAUAAAAGGACAAAUCAUACAAAAAUACAGAGUUUUUCACAUUGUUUUGAAAAUAUUUCUUGUAUUCAAGAUUUACUGCAUCAACUAGAAAGAGUUUUGAAAGAGAUGAAAACAAUAUAUGAAAUAACAUAUACAAAUGAAAAUUUAACUGAAAUAAAAGUACAGGCGAUUGAAAACACAUGGCAGAAUGCUAGAAGAAAACGUCGAGAAUUAGCAAGAAAAGAACAAAUUUUAAAUCAAAAUAUAGAAACUACAUUAAAGCUGAUAAAUAAUUAUAUCGAAACUGAUUACAUCGAACAAAUUCGAAAUAUAAUUAAUCGAUUCGAAUUAAAAAUUGAAGAACGAACACCGGAAUUAAAUACAAACACGAUGGAAUUAAAAGAUAUUUUAAAU
Messenger RNA from Chrysoperla carnea, 1311 nucleotides. RefSeq names its product U6 small nuclear RNA (adenine-(43)-N(6))-methyltransferase. The transcript has 6 exons. The annotation marks the transcript as partial. Gene Ontology annotation, biological process: rRNA base methylation. Gene Ontology annotation, cellular component: nucleus. Gene Ontology annotation, molecular function: 23S rRNA (adenine(1618)-N(6))-methyltransferase activity. Lineage: Eukaryota; Metazoa; Arthropoda; Insecta; Neuroptera; Chrysopidae. The record is from RefSeq and is a predicted model, not a curated record.